Molecule: messenger RNA, 798 nt
Organism: Rhincodon typus (whale shark)
Lineage: Eukaryota; Metazoa; Chordata; Chondrichthyes; Orectolobiformes; Rhincodontidae
Product: menin-like
Exons: 3
Biological process (GO): negative regulation of cell population proliferation; regulation of transcription by RNA polymerase II; negative regulation of cell cycle
Cellular component (GO): chromatin; nucleus; histone methyltransferase complex
Molecular function (GO): chromatin binding; Y-form DNA binding; transcription cis-regulatory region binding
Source: RefSeq, a predicted model, not a curated record
AGUGGCACCGGGCCUGUUCGGUUGCUGAGGCGACCGCGAGGCGGGCCCGAGCGUGUGGAGACGGUGGCGUGAGGGAGGGAGAGCCCGGAUUCCCGCGGCCCUGCCACUUCAGGGAACGGUGCCUGACCUGAAGAAGGCAGAAUGGGUCUAAAGACUACACAGGCUGCCUUUUUCCCGAUCUGCAGCAUCGAUGAGGUGGUCAAGUUGUUUGCGUUUGAGCUGAGGAGGGAUGAGCCUGACCUAACCCUGCUGUCCCUGGUGCUGGGGUUCAUCGAGCACUUCCUCGCUGUGAACCGGGUCCUCCCCAUCAACGUCCCCGGCUGCAGCUUUGAGGGCUCCCCAUGCCCGGAGGCUGGCUCCGACGCAGCCACCUGGUUCCCCUGCGUGGACUUCUUGCAGAUCCGGGCCCUGCACACCAGAUUCACCACCAUGAUCCGGGGAGCAGUGGACCGGUCCCUCUACCCCCUGAAGGAGGGCUACUCCAGCCGCGAGCUGGUGAAGAAGGUGUCCGAUGUAAUCUGGAACAGCCUGAGCCGCUCCUACUUCAAGGACAGAGCGCACAUCCAGUCUCUCUUCAGUUUCAUCACAGGCACUAAACUGGACAGUUCCGGCGUGGCCUUUGCAGUGGUAGCUGCCUGCCAGGUACUGGGACUCCGCGAUGUCCACUUGGGCCUCUCCGAGGACCAUGCCUGGGUGAUAUUUGGUGAAAACGGCGAGGAGACAGCUGAGGUGACCUGGCACGGCAAAGGCAAUGAGGACAGGAGGGGGCAGACGGUGACAGCAGGUGUUGCCGAGAGG